This is a messenger RNA of Magallana angulata, 1330 nucleotides long. Its product is annotated as trans-1,2-dihydrobenzene-1,2-diol dehydrogenase-like. Gene Ontology annotation, molecular function: nucleotide binding. The coding region runs from base 128 to 1123 and encodes 331 amino acids. The record is from RefSeq and is a predicted model, not a curated record. The transcript is spliced from 9 exons. Lineage: Eukaryota; Metazoa; Mollusca; Bivalvia; Ostreida; Ostreidae.
UAGAUACUGCGCAAUGAAUAAAUAACAGAAUGAACUCUGUGAGACUUGUAGCACUACGCAGCAUUCCUAAAUGAUUUUAUGCAAUCAGGUGUAGAAUGCGGACACAACGAUAUCCAAAUUGAACAUAAUGGUCCUUCGCUGGGGAAUCUGUGGAGCAGGGUUGAUUUGUAAUGAUUUUGUGUCGGCAUUGUUAGCUCCUCCCAAUAAUGUUCAUGAGGUAGUUUGCGUUGGAGCAAGAUCAUUAGCUAGAGCCCAAGAAUUUGCUGACAGGUUUGGUAUCAAGAAAGCCUAUGGCUCAUACGAUGAAGUUGCCACUGAUCCAAAUGUUGAUGUUGUGUACAUUGGUUUGAUACCCUGUUACCAUGUGAAGCUGUCCAAACAGAUCCUAAAAGCAGGAAAAAAUGUUCUAUGUGAAAAACCAGUAGCAGUUAGUUUGAAUCAGUUUUUGGAGGUCCAGCAAGUGGCCAAAGACUGCAAACGCUUCUUCAUGGAGGCAAUUUGGAGCAGGUGCUUUCCAAUUUAUCGUAAAAUCAAAGAGGAGAUUCAUUCUGGAAACCUUGGGGGAAUCUUGCAUGUACAAUGCCAGCUUUGUUACUCUGUGGUUGAAACGAUUCGCUUUAAAAAGCCUGAGCUAGGGGGAGGAGGUCUGCAUGAAGUUGGAAUUUACACAAUCCAGCUAGCUACAAUGGUAUUUAACAAUGAAAAGCCCUUGAAAAUCACAGCUGAUGCUUCGUUUUCUGAUCAAGGAGUGGAUCAAAAUGGCUGUAUGACCUUAACCUACAAGAAUGGCGGUAAAGCAGUGCUCGUCUACAGUACACUGUUUCAAGGAAAGAAUUCAGCAAUAAUAUAUGGUUCAAAGGGAAAAAUAGAGAUCGAUGAACCCUUCUGGGCCCCAGCCUCAGCAAAUCUGCCGUCAGGUAAAAUAACCAAUGAAAUACCCUGUGGUCCAGCUCCAUACAACUUUCCCAACAGUGGGGGUCUGCGGUAUGAGGCCGACUGUGUCAAGACAUGUCUUGAAGCAGGAAAUUUGGAGUGCAGUGAAUUGACCUUUGCUGACAGUCAGGCUAUUUACCAGAUCAUUGAUGAAGUGGUGAGACUAACGGGAAUUAAUGUUCAAUGGUGAAUAUAAGCUUUCUGAUUCUGAAUGAUUUUUCCAACUGUCUCCGGGGAGUUUUUUUUUUUAAACCAAAUGAAGAGUUCAUCAGUAUAAACUGUAUGAAUGUGGUGCUAGAUAAAUACCUGCAAAUGACACACACAUGAAAUUUAUCGAUUAUUGAUGCUUAUAAUAUAAGAUUUACAUGUAUUUGUGACUAUAAACAAUUAAUGAAUA